Molecule: messenger RNA, 1032 nt
Organism: Drosophila willistoni
Lineage: Eukaryota; Metazoa; Arthropoda; Insecta; Diptera; Drosophilidae
Gene: sra
Product: protein sarah
Exons: 2
Coding region: 90-935 (281 amino acids)
Biological process (GO): calcium-mediated signaling
Cellular component (GO): cytoplasm; nucleus
Molecular function (GO): nucleic acid binding; calcium-dependent protein serine/threonine phosphatase regulator activity
Source: RefSeq, a predicted model, not a curated record
AAGCAGAAGAAGAAGCAGACAUUUUUCCCAUAAGCAAACAAAUUGAAUUAACUUUUAAAUAGCCUCUAAAACGAUCCAUUUUGUUAACCAUGUCCGACGCGGCCAAGUCCAAUAAUAAUGCCGCCAAGAGUAGUGCAGCAGCAGAUGAGGCAGUAGCAAAUGGAUCUGAAGAAUCGACGCAACGCAGCAGUCACAACAAAAACAAAAUGAAAUCCACACAAAACAGCAGCGGCGGCGGCAGCAGCGCUGGCGGCAAUAGUAUAGACAAACUCUCACCGGAUCAGGAUAUCUAUAUUAAUGCUGCAGAUGGCCUACCCAGCCAGCAUCCAACUCUGCCACCCGAAAGCGCUGUCGACAGCGAUACAGAGCCUGAAGUAGAUCCGGACUCAUUUGACGAUUUGCCCACAUCGAUAAUUGUCACUAAUAUACACUCGGAGGUGUUUACCAAUCCGGAACUGAAGCAUGACAUGGAAGAGCUUUUCCGCACAUUCAGCGACUCGGCCACCUUCCAAUGGUUGCGCAGUUUUCGCCGACUGCGGGUCAAUUAUGACAAUGCCAUUGCAGCAGCCAAUGCACGCAUAAAACUACAUCAGUAUGAGUUUAAUAAGAAGACCGUUAUCACUUGCUAUUUCGCGCAGCCGGUGACUCCGGUCAACAACAAGAAUCUACAGCCGCCGGCUCCUGUUAAACAGUUCCUUAUCUCGCCGCCCGCCUCGCCGCCAGCGGGAUGGGAGCCACGCGAGGAGGCUGAACCCUUGGUCAAUCAUGAUCUGCUAGCCGCAUUGGCCAGCCUAACUCCAGGUGAAUCCCAUGAAUUACAUCCACAGAGCGAGGAUCAGCCGGCAAUAAUAGUGCACACGGCAAUGGUGCCCGAAGGCGGCACUGGUGGCACAGGAUUGCCCAUUGUGCAGACGAAAUGUCCGGAGCGCGUAUAAGCGAGCAACCAAAACUCUUUAUUUUGUUGUAUUGCAAGUUUUUAAUAAUAUGCCUCUAGCUAGGCAUAUACCAACAUACAUACAUUAUUAUACAUAU